Molecule: messenger RNA, 1083 nt
Organism: Ipomoea nil (Japanese morning glory)
Lineage: Eukaryota; Viridiplantae; Streptophyta; Magnoliopsida; Solanales; Convolvulaceae
Exons: 8
Coding region: 1-1083 (360 amino acids)
Source: RefSeq, a predicted model, not a curated record
AUGCCUUUUUACAAUAGUGAUUCUGUUGAACCACUGAUUGUUGUCAUUCAAUGCUGUAGGGCCAAAGUUGUGGGUGGUGAAGUGAGAAUAACCAGUUCCUAUGAUGCUACGAAGCUGUGGUUUAAUGAGGAUUGGGAAGAGUUUAAAGAGUUUAAGUCAAACAUGAAAGCUCAGGGUACUCCAAUGAGGAGUCUCAGUACUGGCACACUGCAUUCCAACUCUACAGGACUAAGUGAUUUUAAUAAUGCUUCUGUUAUUGUCACUAACUGCCAUGACAUUAAGAAGGUGAAACAGGAUGGGGACUACUAUGUUGCUGCUGAGAUUCUUGGGUUGGAUUUUGAGGAUGGUUGGUAUUACUUAUCAUGCCUGAAACUUGGAUGUAAUAAGAAGCUUAAAGAACAGGAAGGGACACUUUUUUGUACUAAGUGUAAGAAGAGUUGUAUGAUGGGUACAGUUAGGUACAAAGUAGUUGUUAUUGCUCUUGACAAGUCUGGAGAUGCUCCCAUGUUGCUUUGGGAUAGGGAAGUUACAGAGCUUGUGGGUAUUCCUGCCUCUAUUUUGUAUGCAAAAUACAAGGAGCUUGAUGUUGAAGUGCCACCUGAAUUAGAUGCUAUAGUUGGUAUGAAGAUGCUUUUUAAGAUCAACUUCAAACUGGCCCAAAAGAUGGGUCCCAAUUACCCAUUCAAUGUUGUUAGGGUUGUAAGGGAUGAGCACUUGCUUAAGACCUAUGCUGACAGAUUUGUGGAGCAUGAAGAGCAAGACUUAAUGUCAAGGAUGAUUGAGGAGGAAACUAACACUGAUGCAGUUUCUGGAGAAGAUUCUAUUGGAGUUGAAGUCAAUAGUCCUGCCACUGUCCAGCCCUCGCAAAAGGAAGGAGAAGACAAUGCAGAAAAUGCUGGUGCCAUUAAAAGGUCACUUUUGGAUGAGUUUUCAUCGUCCAAAACAAAGAUGCCAGGUGCUAAGGUUUCAGAAGGCAAACGGGAUGGAAAUUCUUUGGUUAUUCAGAGUAAGGAUGAAAGGUGUCAAAGUUUAGCAAAGAUGCUAGGUGGCCAAGGUUUAAGAAGGCAAACAAGAUGGAAAUAG